CCUUACAUUUUAGGUUAUUCUUUAAUUGUUUUCUUUGCGUAUGUAUGUUUGAUUGUAUUGAUAAUAAUCUUGGUAUUCUUGAAACAGUUUUGUGAUUGUGACAUUGGUUUCCUCAAGACUUGCAAUACCUGUCUGAAUCAAUUUUGUGAUUAAAAACCGUGUCUUGAUAAACUGGGCUAUAUCUUUGAAUCAGUUACUUCAUGUUGAAACCGUGUCUUUGAAUCACUUGUCUGAAUGAAUUAUGUAUGAUGAAUAGCUUUCCUCUUACAUUGUGGGAUUGUUUUAUGUGAAACUGGAUCUGUUACCUUGCAAUCGGUGUACUACAUUUCUUAGCUUAUUCCUUAUAUUGAUUUGAUUAGGUUGGUCUGUUCAACUCUUUCUUCGUAUCUCAAGCUUCAAGUUUCGCUGCAAUCGAAGAAUUGUGAAGCUUGACCAAACAGUGGGGCAUUGCAGCCAUUCCUUUCUCAAGGCAGGGGGCCGAGGUACGAAGUUUGCAUUUGAUAACGAAGGACGGAUGAGAUGGGGCAGGAGAACUCCGAUUCAGUUGAAUUAUCGCAAGUCAAGAUAAUAGAUUCGGGGAUAGCCAUUCGAAGUCACAAGUUCUCGUGCAGCAGCACUUGUCCCUUUUCAGAUCAUGGCUACAGUCAGUCAGACUCAGCACAGCGGUCAAAGGCGGCUACCAAACUUUGCGGGCUUAUAGUCUGUUACCUUAUAGUCAUGGUAGUCGAAAUUCUUGGAGGUCUGAAAGCUAACAGCCUAGCUAUUCUUACUGAUGCAGCUCACUUGCUCUCUGAUAUUGCUGGAUUUUCCAUUUCUCUCUUCACUGUUUGGGUAUCCGGUUGGACAGCAACACCAGAACAUUCCUUCGGAUACCAUCGUGUUGAAGUUAUUGGAGCACUCCUGUCAGUGCAACUGAUAUGGGUCAUGUCUAUAUCUUUGAUCUAUGAAGCGAUCAAAAGGCUUAUCACGAAACAGACGGAAGUGAAUGGCCGACUCAUGUUUGUAAUCGCUGCCUUCAGCUUGGUUAUUAAUGUUAUCUUGGUUUUUUGGCUUGGUCACGACCAUCAUCACGGCCAUUCUCACCACGACCAUUCUCAUCAUACCUGCAACGAUGAGGGCCAUAACCAUGAAGGAGAGGAAUCAAGAACUGGAGAUGAAGAAAGUAUGAAUCUCGUCUCAACUACACAUGGGAGCAGUCACAUGGUGAACAUCAACAUUCGAGGGGCAUACUUGCAUAUAAUAUGCGACUGCAUACAAUCCCUUGCUGCAAUGGUUGCUGGUGUUUUUAUAUGGGUAAAACCGAAAUGGCUAGUGGCCGAUCUAAUUUGCACGCUUCUGUUCACCACUUUUGCUCUAACCACUACCUUCACCAUUAUACGGGAUAUAAUCCACGUGCUGAUGGAGAGGGCGCCAGCCGACAUUGAUGCUGCUCGUCUUGAAAAUGGUCUCAAACUGAUGACAGGGGUUCGCCACGUUCACGAUCUUCACAUCUGGGCCAUCACGUCAGGUAAGCACGUGUUAUCGUGUCAUGUUGUGAUUGGAUCUGAAGUCAGCCCUCAAGGAAUACUACAAGAGAUUAGGGAAUACUGUGAACUAACCUACAAAAUUUCUCAUGUAACAAUACAAGUUGAACAAGAGUGAUAUACUAAUAUUGUCAUUGUUUCUCUUCAACUGUAUUCCUUCUCCGCAAUACAUUAUUGCGUGACAAUUAAAACACUAUUGAAAGUUGAAACCAGAUGAA
Molecule: messenger RNA, 1741 nt
Organism: Salvia splendens (bonfire salvia)
Lineage: Eukaryota; Viridiplantae; Streptophyta; Magnoliopsida; Lamiales; Lamiaceae
Product: metal tolerance protein B
Exons: 2
Coding region: 520-1641 (373 amino acids)
Biological process (GO): zinc ion transmembrane transport
Cellular component (GO): vacuole; plasma membrane
Molecular function (GO): zinc ion transmembrane transporter activity
Source: RefSeq, a predicted model, not a curated record